AUAAGAAGAUGUAUAAGACCACUUCACUUCCUAAAAUCCAACAGACUAUUUUGAGCUUUCCUGACAUGGCUUCCGACCCCCCCUCUCCUUCUUCCAUUGAAGCAUUCUCAACCAGAAACUACGAAAACCUCUGCGAACAGAUUCGCAACUCUCUGGUUCACAACCAGCUCAGCCUGCUAAUUCAAGUUCUCGCCGGUCUAAAUGCCCCGAGUCGGGUCGAGUGCGAGAGAAUCAGGCAGCAGUACAAGCAAGUGUACGGGGAGGACCCGGCCCAUUCUCUCCAGACCCUUGGUCGGAUCACGGGCACCGAAAAGCUACCCGAAACGACGACGGCGAGCGAAGCUCUGGCCAUGGCCCUGCUCAGCCCCUACGAGCGCGACGCCGCCUUGGCCCGGGAGGCGCUCCGGCCGGAUGGCUUCAAUUUCAGGGCGCUUGUUGAAAUCUUCACUUGCCGGAAAUCCAGUCACGUUCAGCUCAUACAACGGGCUUAUAAAGCAAAAUUCUCAACGCGUUUAGAUAAUGACAUUUGCUGCAUUGAUUCACCAUCCUUCCAAAAGAUAUUGAUGGCUUUGUCUGCAUCACACAAAGCACAUGAUUGUGAUGUUAGCCAACACACAGCCAAAUGUGAUGCUAUGAGGCUGUACCAAACAGGGGAGGGAAAGUCAGGGGGGGCCAUUGAUGAAGCAGUUGUGCUGGAGAUUUUGAGCAAGAGAAGUGUUCCACAACUGAAGCUCACAUUUUCUUGCUAUAAGCACAUUUAUGGCCACACUUAUACCAGAUCUCUCAAGCAUGGAAGAUUGGGAGAGUUUGAAGAUGCAUUGAUCAUUACAGUGAAGUGCAUAUAUAGCCCCUCAAAGUAUUUCUCACAGGUGAUUUAUAACAUGCAUUUGACUAUGCCUUCAUUGCCUUGUACAGUUAACUCCUUGCCUUGCAUUUUUGUUGCCUGUUAAACACACAUAACUACAUAAGAGUAUUCACGUCCCUAUACCAUUAGUAGAUGAAGUGGUUGAAGUGAAAUAUCUUGUUGGGUCAUGGAUGAAGGAGUAGAUCAUUUGGUGAGAAUAUAUUGUAAUAAUUAGGUCCCAAGUUAUGGUCUGUUGGUAACUAGUUAGAAACAUUUUAAUUAGGUCCCAAGUUUUGAGUUUGGAUUGUUUUAGAAAGUGCUAAUGAAAAGUUACGGGUCCCACUAAAAAAAGCAAUAUUUGGAGAUAAUGGUCAAGAAAAAUUAUAGUUUACUUGUCUUAGAUUUAUUUUAAAAAUAAUAUUGCGCUUGUUGUAAAUCACGAAGAUUUAGAUUAUUUUGGGAUUACAAAUAGGUAAUGUGGGUGUCUUCAAAAAAUGUGGAAAACAGUACUAAGUACUAACCCAUCCUUCACAAUUAGAGGAUUUAAAAAUUGGAAAAUGUUUGCAUCAAAAUGAACCAAAGUUAUCCUUCUUACAAUAAGUCAUAUUUUACGACUCUGUUCUUUGUUGUUCUUUGUUGCACCUCAUGCACAUUUGUCUCCCAGUCUUCCUAUUAGUGGCGUGACCACAUUUCUCUCUCUUAGUUCUAUCCUAUUAUUUGAGGAUUGGUGUUUCUUAUUAAACUCCUUAUCAUGCAAGUUAUCUAUAAUUAACUUUCAAAUGGUGAUUUGUAUUUCAUGAUUGAUAUUUUUUAGUACAUUUAAAAUUUUACAACAUAUUCUAAUAUUGUUUAUAAAUAAAAUGUUCCAAUAUUAAUGUUUAUUUGUUGUGACAACAAUUUCUUAUUGUCUCUCAUGCCUUGGGUGUUUAUGAAAAUGAAAAAUGAUACCGGUGCCAAUGGCGAUUUAUUAACAAAGAUUGCUUAAUCUUCAGGUGAUGCAUGCAUGUCUAAAGGGAAAAAGAGUGGGCAAAGGAGAUUUGGUGAGAAUUAUAGUAACCAGGUCUGAGGUGGACUUGGACAAGAUUCAAAUGGUGUUCAAGGAUAAAUAUGAUUUGGAGUUAAAGGAUGCUAUUUGUGGAAGUAUUCCUCCUGGUGACUACAGAGAAUUUCUAGUUAUGUUGGUUACCAAACCUUCAAAUAGGGUUAGAUAUGCCUCUCUAUGAAUUGUGGGAUGUUGUAUAUGCUUUUAUUGUCAUUAUAUCAUUAUUGUUAAUUGUUAAUUAUAAUUAUAAUUAUAAUUAUUGAAAAUGUCAGAAUUAUCAUAGCUCAACAUGUAAAAUUAGUUAUGUUGUUGAUUGAAAUAUGAAAAGACCCUUUUCAUGUAGAGCGCCAAGGUCUCCGUGUGAUUUACC
Cuscuta epithymum is the source of this 2256-nucleotide messenger RNA. The record is from the annotation of a GenBank genome assembly. NCBI's taxonomy places the organism in Eukaryota, Viridiplantae, Streptophyta, Magnoliopsida, Solanales, Convolvulaceae.